AUGGGUAAUAGAUCUGCCUCCCAUAUUUUAGACGUUACAGAUCGUUUGUCACCCUUGAUAGUCAUAGCCCUGCUGCUCUCUCUUAUAAUCCUUCUAAAAGCCUGUGUUAAUUACACAUGCAAUAGGAGAAGUUCUACUUCUACUAGAGGCGGUGUAUUAAGAGAAAUUCCUCUAAGCAUACGUGCCACAGGUUUGGAUAAAGAAAGCAUAGAUGCCCUGCCAAUGUUUGUGUACAAAUCACAGAGUUCUAAGGAAGAACAUGAAUGUGCAGUUUGUUUGUCUCAAUUUGAAGAGAGUGAGAAAGUCCGCAUGUUAACAAACUGUGAUCAUGUGUUUCAUACUGAAUGUAUUGAUAUGUGGUUUUAUUCUCAUACUACCUGCCCUCUCUGUAGAACCAACGUGCAACCAAAAGAUUCUCGAAAAGUAGAGAGUUAUGGAUCUUCUGGUGAAGCAAUUGGGACAGAUAACUCAUUGAUGGAAGAACCCAUUUCCUCAAGAAUUGAUUCUGAAACAAAUGGAAUGGCUGCUCAUGGGAAUCUUCCAAGAGGUGAGAGAAGCUCUAAUGCAAUGCAACAUGAGAACCAAGCAAGUGUAUUUCUGUUGAUAGGACAGAAUGAGUCGAUUCAAGAGACUUCAGGUGGAAGAUCAUUUCCUCAGAUUGCUAUAGACAUUACGCCUCUCUAG
Cryptomeria japonica (Japanese cedar) is the source of this 684-nucleotide messenger RNA. Its product is annotated as RING-H2 finger protein ATL64-like. NCBI's taxonomy places the organism in Eukaryota, Viridiplantae, Streptophyta, Pinopsida, Cupressales, Cupressaceae. The transcript has a single exon. The record is from RefSeq and is a predicted model, not a curated record. The coding region runs from base 1 to 684 and encodes 227 amino acids.